This is a messenger RNA of Lodderomyces beijingensis, 756 nucleotides long. NCBI's taxonomy places the organism in Eukaryota, Fungi, Ascomycota, Pichiomycetes, Serinales, Debaryomycetaceae. The record is from the annotation of a GenBank genome assembly.
AUGGGCGUGAUAGAAGUGGAAAGUGAGCAGCAGUUUACGGACUUGACCCAGUCGAGCGGGUCGAAACUAAUCGCGUUGUACUUUCACACGCCAUGGGCGGGCCCAUGCAAGACGAUGAAUCAAGUGUUCAAGACCUUGGCCGAGUCGAAAGCCACCACGGACCCCUCGACGCUUUUCCUUUCGAUCAACGCCGACGAGCUUUCCGAAGUGAGCGAGCUCUUCGACGUUAGCGCUGUGCCAUACUUUAUCUUGAUCCGCAACCAGACCAUCUUGAAGGAGUUGUCAGGGGCGGAUCCCAAGGAGUUCAUUGCUGCGUUGAACCAGUUUUCGGAGUCGCCAGAUGGAGGUGCGGCUCAAUCGGCCCAGCUUCCCGCCGCGGCGGCUGCUGCUGCGCUGGGAACACAGGCCGGCUCUGAGCCGGAGCCCGAGGAGUCAGAGGAGGUUCUCAAUGAAAGAUUGACCAAGCUCACCACCGCGGCUCCCAUCAUGUUGUUUAUGAAAGGCUCGCCCUCGAGUCCCCAGUGCGGGUUCUCGCGGCAAUUGGUUGCCAUUUUAAGGGAACACCAGGUGAGAUUUGGGUUUUUCGACAUUCUCAAGGACGACUCCGUGAGGCAGGGCUUGAAAAAGUUCAGCGACUGGCCCACUUUUCCUCAGUUGUACAUCAACGGAGAGUUUCAAGGCGGGUUGGAUAUCAUAAAGGAGAGCAUAGAAGACGACGAGCAUUUCUUUGAGAAUGCGGUGAACGCAGCCUCCUGA